Messenger RNA from Procambarus clarkii (red swamp crayfish), 7352 nucleotides. It is a transcript of the gene ACC, whose product is annotated as acetyl-CoA carboxylase. Gene Ontology annotation, cellular component: mitochondrion. Gene Ontology annotation, molecular function: acetyl-CoA carboxylase activity; metal ion binding; ATP binding. NCBI's taxonomy places the organism in Eukaryota, Metazoa, Arthropoda, Malacostraca, Decapoda, Cambaridae. The record is from RefSeq and is a predicted model, not a curated record. Gene Ontology annotation, biological process: fatty acid biosynthetic process.
ACGACCAGUUGCCUGUCGCAGUCCAUACGCGGCGCACAUGUCUCGUGUAACCCUCGUUAAACUAGUCCAUCAUGUGCUUUUGUUUACUGUGUGAAGGUGUUGGUGUUGUUGUGGGGUGAAGGUGGUGGGGCCCAGGAAUGUUCCCGGCCUUACGGGACACUCUGAGAGCAGCAGCGCGCAACUUUUGGUCCCUAGUCCUAUAUAUUGUGGUAGGCGGUGCACACCACCCUUCCCUGGCCAUGGAUCCAUUCGCCUCUGAUGACCAGCAGCUUACCCCGAGUAGCUCGAGUCUAUCCAGCGAUGACCCGCACCCCUCCCAGUCUACCCCAGACACACCAGAAGAUUUGCCCUCAAAAUUCUGGAUGGCAGGAAUAUCGCAGAUUGGUGCUCGUUCUCCUGAUCAGAAGGAGUUCACUGUUGCCACACCGCAAGAAUUUGUCAGGAAGUUUGGAGGCAAGAAAGUUAUCACAAGAAUCCUCAUUGCAAACAAUGGCAUCGCUGCAGUCAAGUGUAUGCGUAGCAUCCGCAAGUGGGCUUAUGAGGUGUUUAGAAAUGAUCAUGCCUUUCAUUUCAUUGGAAUGGUUACCCCCGAGGAUCUUAAAGCUGGAGCAGAGUAUGUCAAACUGGCCGAUACCACAGUGUGGGUACCUGGAGGGGCAAACAACAAUAACUAUGCCAAUGUGAAGCUCAUUCUUGAUAUUGCCACUCGUUAUGAUGCAGAUGGUGUCUGGGCUGGUUGGGGUCAUGCCUCGGAGUACCCCGAACUACCAGCAAAGCUACACAAGAAUGGCAUAGCAUUUAUUGGUCCACCUGAAAAGGCCAUGUGGGCACUUGGCGACAAAAUUGCAUCGAGUAUAGUUGCCCAAACAGCAAAUAUACCGACUCUUCCGUGGUCUGGCUCAGGUCUAAAGGCAGAAUACACUGAAAGUGACUCUGGUCCCAGAUUGAAAAUCCCACACGAGUUAUAUAAGCAGGGAUGUGUCGAGACCGUAGAAGAAGCACUCAAUGCUGCCAAGAAAAUUGGAUUUCCUGUUAUGAUUAAAGCUUCUGAAGGAGGGGGAGGAAAAGGAAUCCGCAAGACUGAGUCGGAGGAUAAUUUUCCUGCUCUUUUUCGACAGGUGCAAGCAGAAGUUCCUGGUUCUCCUAUUUUCAUAAUGAAAUUAGCAGAGUGUGCUCGUCAUUUGGAGGUGCAGAUUAUUGCCGAUGUUUAUGGCAAUGCAGUUUCGCUGUUCGGACGUGAUUGCUCGGUGCAGAGAAGACAUCAGAAAAUAAUUGAAGAAGCACCAUGUGUGAUUGCUAACCCAGAAGUUUUCUACAAGAUGGAGCAGGCUGCAGUUAACCUAGCAAAAUUAGUAGGUUACGUUAAUGCUGGCACAGUUGAGUACUUGUAUGACAACGAUGGAAAUUUCUUCUUCUUGGAGUUGAAUCCUCGUCUGCAGGUGGAGCACCCUUGCACCGAAAUGAUUACAGACAUAAAUUUGCCAGCAGCACAACUACAGGUUGCAAUGGGCAUUCCACUGCAUCGAAUCCGUUGUGUGCGAGUCCUCUUUGGGGAAUCUCCAUGGGGUGACAGUGUAAUUGAUUUUAACCAAUCUAAGAAUAAGCCUGUGCCAAAAGGUCACUGUAUUGCUGCCCGUAUUACAAGUGAAAAUCCUGAUGAAGGUUUCAAGCCUAGCUCAGGGACAGUGCAAGAAUUAAAUUUUCGCUCCAGCAAAAAUGUUUGGGGUUACUUCAGUGUGUCUGCCUCCGGAGGACUUCACGAGUAUGCUGACUCUCAGUUUGGCCAUUGUUUCUCGUGGGGAGAGGACAGAGGAGCAGCUCGAGAGAACCUUGUGAUAGCCUUGAAAGAACUUUCCAUACGAGGAGAUUUCCGAACAACUGUGGAAUACUUGAUAACUCUUCUGGAGACUGAAACAUUUCAAGAAAACUCUAUUGAUACUGGUUGGCUGGAUCACUUGAUAGCAUCACAGGUGAAAGGAAAGAAACCGGAUACCAUGUUAGCAGUGAUGUGUGCAUCUGUCCUCAUAGCUGACAAUACUAUUCAGGAUGCUUAUAAUAAUUUCCACAACUCUUUAGAAAAGGGACAAACCUUGCCACUUAAAUCACUAAAUAAUGUGGUCGAGGUUGACCUGAUAUCGGAUGGGAUCAAGUACCAUGUGCAGGCCACCAAAUCGGGUCCUACUCAGUACUUCCUAGUGCUAAAUGCCACUCACAAAUGUGUCGAUUUCUUCCGCAUGAGCGAUGGUGGUCUGCUGCUGUCAGUGGAUGGAGUUAGCCAUGUCACAUACCUCAAAGAUGAAGUGGACAAGUACUGCCUCACCAUUGGUCAUCAGACUUGUGUAUUUGAAAAGGAAAAUGAUCCAACGACCCUGCGUAGUUCAGCACCAGGAAAGCUCAUAAAUUAUCUACAGGAAGAUGGAAGCCAUGUGUUUGUAGGGCAACCAUAUGCUGAAAUUGAGAGCAUGAAGAUGGUCAUGGCAUUGACAGUAACAGAAUCUGGGUGUGUGUACCACCUCAAGCGUCCUGGAGCAGUGCUGAGUGCUGGAGACAUUAUUGCAAGGUUGGAUCUCGAUGAUUCCUCCAUCGUUACGAAAGCUCAGCCAUUUACUGGAGGAUUUCCCACAAACAGUACGCCUUUACCAAGAGAAGAUGAAAAGCUUAACCACAUCUACCAAACACGAAGAGCAAUUCUGGAUAAUGUUCUCAAUGGAUAUUGUCUCCCUGAUGACUACUUCACCCCCAUGGUGAAGGUGACUGUUCAAAAGCUGAUGAGUGUGUUGCGAGAUCCAAACCUUCCCCUGCUUGAACUACAGGAAGUUAUAGCAUCAGUGAGUGGGAGAAUACCUCAAGCUGUGGAGAAGAAGAUACGCAAGUACAUGAUGAUUUACGGCAGCAAUGUGACUUCCAUGUUGGCACAGUUCCCAUCUCAGGAGAUUGCAAGUGCUGUUGAUAGUCAUGCUGCGUCUCUUCAGAAAAAAGACCGUGAUGUGUUUUUUGUAACGACUCAGGGGCUGGUUCAGCUUUGCCAACGUUACAAAAAAGGUAGUCGCGGUCGUAUGACGCAGGUUGUACAAGAACUACUAAAGCAUUAUCUACAAGUUGAGACACAGUUUCAGCAUGGGUCUUACGACAAGUGUGUCCACGCUCUGAGAGAGAAGUACAAGGAGGAUGUCACUAGUGUACUGGCUACACUUGUGUCACACUCGCAAGUUGCUAAGAAAAAUAAGAUGGUGAUUCUUCUUAUCGAGCACCUUUGUGGUCAUGAGCCGGGCUUGACGGAUGAUCUGUCAUUGAUCCUGGAACAACUGACAAAGCUCAACAGCACGGAGCAUUCUCGUGUGGCUCUUCGGGCACGUCAGGUGCUAAUUGCUGCGCAUCAGCCGGCUUAUGAACUCCGCUACAACCAGAUGGAGUCCAUCUUCCUCCCUGCUAUAGAUAUGUAUGGUCAUUCAUUCCAUCCUGAGAACUUGCAAAAACUGAUCCUUUCAGAAACUUCUAUAUUUGACGUGUUGCAUGCUUUCUUCUACCAUACCAACAUGGCUGUCAGGAUGGCUAGUUUAGAGGUUUAUGUCCGGCGUGCAUACAUCAGCUAUGAGCUGCCUUGCCUGCGGCAUAAAGAAUUGGCUGGAGGAGUCUCUGUUGUUUUCUUCAAGUUCUUGCUUCCCUCCUCGCAUCCCAAUCGAAUACCUCACAAUAAGAUGUGGACCACAUUGGAGUAUACCGAUCCUCACCAUACCCCUAUAGACCCUCCUGCCAAUUUGGAGAACUGCCAGCGCAUGGGUAUUAUGGCUGCCUUCAAGAAUUUUGAAGAUUUUGAAAUAUACUUUAGUGAUCUGAUGAAUUUCUUUCAACCUUCUGAUCUUGGAGGACUAGAGGGAGAGAUGAGCCCUCAGGAAGUACUUAGCGGAUCCAUUAAGCUUGGCUCGUCUUUCAAGGACUUCAUGUGUGAACCGCAGGAGGUAAAGGACCCAAUACACAUUAUGAACAUUGGCAUACGGAUGGAGGAAGAGGAUGACUCCCAGUUGAGUGAACAGUUUGCAGUGUUCUGUGCCAGCAAGAAAGUUGCAUUUCAUGAAGCAGGCAUCCGCCGCAUUACAAUGGUUGUAUUUUAUAAGCAACAGUUCCCAAGAUACUUCACAUACAGACCCAAACAUCAGUUGAGACAUAUAGCUAAACCUAUUGAUCCAAGGUCAAGGGAUGAAUUCCAGGAAGACCGAAUCUACCGUCAUCUGGAACCUGCGCUUGCAUUCCAACUGGAGAUCAACCGUCUGCGGACAUAUGACCUGGAAGCUCUUCCAACCUCUAAUCGCAAGAUGCAUUUGUAUCUGGCAAAGGCCAAGGUAGCGGAUGGGCAGGAGGUAACUGACUUCCGCUUCUUCAUUCGAUCGAUUAUUCGCCAUUCAGAUCUAAUCACGAAAGAAGCAUCUUUUGAAUAUCUGGAAAAGGAAGGAGAGAAACUAUUGUUGGAAGCAAUGGAUGAACUUGAGGUAGCAUUUUCCCACCCACUGGCUAAGAGAACAGAUUGUAAUCAUGUAUUCUUAAAUUUUGUCCCAACUGUUAUCAUGAACCCAUCAAAGAUUGAAGAUUCGAUAAGGUCAAUUGUCAACCGGUAUGGGCGUCGGCUCUGGAGCUUACGUGUUCUACAAGCUGAAAUUAAGAUGACAAUUCGCCAGACCCCCCAGAGCAAGACUAUUCCUAUUCGACUAACUCUUUCUAAUGAAUCUGGAUACUACCUGGACAUGCACUUGUAUCGUGAAGUAACAGACAAGCUUACAGGACAGGUGAAAUUUUCGGAAUAUAAGAUUGACGCCCCUCAUCGGUCACCAUGUCAAAUAGCAUCUCUCAACACCUGGCGACGUUAUCCAUCCCCUGCCAGAGGGGUCUUCACGAUUAAAUUUGAAGGCUUUGGAAUUCGCCAAGGACCUCUGCAUGGUCUGCCAAUCUCAACACCUUACAUGACUAAGGAUUACCUACAGCUCAAGAGAUUCCAAGCUCAGACUAAUGGAACAACGUAUGUUUAUGACUUCCCCGAGAUGUUUCGACAAGCUCUUGAAAGAGUGUGGGAGGAGCAUCUACUUGAACGAGGUGGAGGCAGCGUUCCGAGUCAUCUCAUGAACUUGGUAGAGUUGGUCUUGGACCAAGAUGAUCAGCUGGUGGAGGAGAAGAGGCUCCCAGGUGAAAAUAAUAUUGGCAUGGUUGCAUGGCGUAUGACACUGCACACACCAGAGUAUCCGGAGGGUAGAGACAUCAUCAUUAUCUGCAAUGACAUUACCUACCAGAUUGGCUCCUUUGGUCCACGGGAGGAUAUACUUUUCUUAAGGGCAUCACAGUUUGCACGCCUCCACAAGAUUCCGAGGCUGUACAUUGCAGCUAACUCUGGUGCUCGAAUUGGUCUGGCAGAAGAAAUAAAGCACAUGUUUAAAGUAGCGUGGGAGGACCCAUCUGAACCAGAUAAGGGAUUCAAAUACCUCUACCUGGCACCAGAAGAUUACAAAAAGGUGUCUACCCUAGAUUCCAUUCAUGCAGAGUUGAUUGAUGACAAUGGUGAAGCACGUUACAAGAUUAACGAUAUAAUUGGUAAGGAGGAUGGCCUUGGUGUUGAGAACCUGCAGCAUUCUGGAAUGAUCGCUGGAGAGACAUCCCAAGCCUACCGUGAAGUAGUUACUUACUCUAUGGUUACUUGCCGGGCCAUAGGUAUUGGAGCUUAUUUAGUGAGGCUCGGACAACGAGUGGUUCAGGUGGAAUCUUCGCACAUCAUUCUCACAGGGUUUAGUGCACUCAACAAGCUCCUUGGACGAGAGGUUUAUAGCAGUAACUCACAGUUGGGAGGUGUACAGAUUAUGCAUAAGAAUGGGAUCUCGCAUGAUGUUGCUCCAAAUGACUUGGAGGGCAUUUAUAUUAUGCUUAGAUGGCUCUCUUAUGUUCCCAAGACGAAAGAUUCUCCAUUACCCAUACUUGAGCCUGUAGAUCCAGUGGAACGUGAAGUGACUUUUAUGCCAAGUCGGGCUUCAUACGAUCCAAGGUGGCUAGUUAAUGGCCGACCAUCUCCAUCCAAUCCUAAUGAAUGGGAAAGUGGCUUCUUUGAUAAAAAUUCAUUCCAGGAAAUACUAGAACCUUGGGCACAAACUGUGAUGUGUGGCCGGGCACGGCUAGGUGGCAUACCCGUCGGUGUCAUUUGUGUAGAAACACGAACUGUGGAAUUCAAUCUUUUAGCUGACCCUGCUAAUUUGGAUUCUGAGGCAAAAACAGUCUCCCAAGCCGGGCAAGUGUGGUUCCCUGAUUCAGCAUACAAGACUUCUCAGGCAAUCAAGGACUUCAACCAUGAAGGUCUUCCUCUCCUCAUCUUUGCCAACUGGAGAGGGUUUUCAGGAGGCAUGAAAGACAUGUACGAGCAAGUGAUAAAAUUUGGUGCUUACAUCGUUGAUGCUCUACGAGAAUAUAACCAACCGAUAUUGGUGUACGUGCCGCCCUAUGCCGAGCUACGAGGUGGUGCGUGGGUUGUGAUAGACUCUUCCAUUAAUGAGCGAUACAUGGAAAUGUAUGCUGACCCCUUAUCUAGAGGAGGAGUCCUAGAACCUGAAGGAACAGUGGAGAUAAAGUUCAAGAAGAAAGACAUCGUGAAGUCCAUGUCACGAUUGGACCCAAUUAUCCACUCACUUAACGAGAGACUGUCAGUGCCAGACUUACCCCCAGAAAAGGAGGCAGAUCUUAGGAAGAAAAUACAAGAGAGAGAAGAUUUGCUCAUGCCAACGUAUCAUCAGUUGGCAGUAACCUUUGCUGAUCUACAUGACACCCCUGUUAGGAUGCAAGAGAAAGGGGUUAUUCAGGGAGUGGUACCUUGGGCACAGAGUCGAAAAGUUCUCUUCUGGAGGCUUAGGCGUCUUUUGGCUGAAGAAAGGGUGAAGAAAGAAAUAAGAGCGGUUCAAUCUGACUCGUCUGAUGGCCAAAUUGAUGCCAUGUUGAGACGAUGGUUCUUUGAGGAGAAAGGAUCAGUGGAGUCUUACCUAUGGGACAAGGACAAGGUUGUAGCAGAGUGGUUAGACCAGCAGAUGGAGAGCUACUGGCUCAGGGAGGAUGGGAAACCAUGUCUUGAAGAAAGUAGUAAUUCAUAUGUCUUGGAGAAUCUUCAACAAAUGAAGAGAGAUGCUGCUAUAUCACAGGUCAUGGGUGUUGUCAAAUUUUCUUUUCAGGAGUUCCCUGAGAUUGCGAUGGACACAAUUGUGCACAUUAUCCGUCGAAUGUCUCCAUCACAACGAGCAGAUACACUGAAAGCACUCAACAAUAUGGAUCUCAUUAACCAGCAAGCAGAACCCAUUACCACCCCAGACCAGCAGGAUAAUUCAAACUGACCC